GAGCGACAGCGAGCCAGAGACGGAGAGGGAGAGGGGGGGGGGAUGGAAGGAGCUGUAUGGGGCUGUGAUAGUCUCUCCUCCUGGAUGCUGCCUUUUCCCUUCAUGGCGUUGUCCCUCCUUUGUACGGUCACCCUGUGUCCCCAGGAGCAGGCACUGGCACACGGACCAGCACUCAGCCACGGAGCCGGGGAUGAAUCAGCCCCAACAAAGAGCCUUUGAGAUGGCAGCGUGUGCUUCUGCCUGGAGGGAGGAACGCAUCAGGUUUUCCCAGGCAAGCGGCAGCCUGCAGUGUGCGCUUGCUUGAAAGCCAGCACUCCUCGUCGUUGUAUGAGAGAGAGAGAGAGAGGGAGGGCAUCUAUGUCCAUGUGAGUGUAUGCGUGUGAAUGAGAGUGUAUAAUAGUGUAUGUGAGUGUGUGUGUGCGCACUCCCGCUUCCAAUCCUUCCUGAAGGAGAGAGGCUCUCCUCUUCACUAGACGGCAAGGGUCAUUUUGAAUCAGGCAAGCUGUCGCCCUCGAGGACCUGAGGAUGUUCCGCAAGAAGAAAAAGAAGAGGCCUGAGAUAUCAGCGCCCAAGAACUUUGAGCACCGUGUCCACACCUCAUUUGACUGCAAGCGUGGCUGCUUUGUGGGCCUGCCGACGCAAUGGCAGAGCCUGAUAGAGAACCUGCGCAGACCCAAACCCAUGGUGGACCCUUCUAGGAUCACAGAGGUGGAGCUGAGGCCAAAGAAGACCAUUGUGCGGGGGAGCAUGAUCGGUCACGGAGACUACAUCGCAGCCAUGAUCAAUGAUAUGAACCGUCUGUCUGUGACCAGUUCUAACUCUUUGAGGAAGAGCAGCCCCUCAGCCAGGAAGAGGGCCCAGUCACUGGGAAGGCUGGGGGAAGUGAACGAGGGAGACACUUACCAGUACGAGGGCCUGACCCAAGAUGAUGAUGAAGACUACGAGGAUGCGGGUCAAGACCAGUGGAGGGACAGGGCCAGGAACAUCCACAGUGAAACCAACACCCCCUACUUGGGCAUGAAAAGGAGCAUCACUCUGCAUCCAAAUGGGAUCUUACCAAAGGCCAAGUCUACAUAUGAAGUCAGCGUCAGCUCUCUGGAAGGACCCUCGCAACCGGUUCCGUCGCAGAACAUCCCGGUGCUGAGUCACGGAGCUUAUAUGAGCGGUGAGGUGGGCAGCCCUCAGGAGAGAGUGAUAUGGAAGAGAGAGUUCCAGCUUCCCAGGGGAGUGCCACCAAAUCAGAGACCUAUGGCUUGUUUUUACAGCCCAGCUAUGACUGUACAGCAGCCUCAUAGCGAUCAAGCGACAGUCAUCACGGAGUUUCGGCCCAACGUACCGAUGUACAUGCACCCCCAGAACAGCCCCGGGAGGCCGUUCUCCUCUUAUGACCUGAAAGCAGAGUCGGCAGUGAGGUACCUCUCCGGCUUCCUGCCCACUGGCAACAGCAGUCCUCUUGUCGGCGGCAUCAGACCUCAGCGAACUGUGCGCUCCUCGGCUAGCUACACGCUGGGACUGUCUCCUAACAUGGGGCUGAGGCCCAAUGGGCCUGACCCCUUCCUCAGACACUCUGGAUGCCUCAAUCCUCCCUACCCCCGGCAAGACAGCCCUUCCCAGCCUCGACCCUCCCCUACAGGCUCACUAGCCACCAGUCCUCCAGGCACAUGCUCCCCUGCUUUCAGGCCCCCACAACAUCCUUCACCCAGACCACCACCAGACCCACCAAAGGUGACCCAUGAACAGUUUAAGGCGGCCCUGCAGAUGGUGGUAGACAAGGGUGAUCCACGGUCCUACCUGGAAAACUUUGUGAAGAUUGGGGAGGGCUCAACUGGGGUAGUGUGUAUCGCUACAGAGAAGCACAGCGGCAGGCAGGUGGCGGUGAAGAUGAUGGACUUGCGGCGGCAGCAGAGGAGAGAGUUGCUCUUUAAUGAGGUGGUCAUCAUGAGGGACUAUCAGCACAGAAAUGUGGUGGAGAUGUUUAAGUCAGCCCUGGUGGAGGAGGAGCUGUGGGUUAUCAUGGAGUACCUGCAAGGUGGAGCACUGACCAACAUUGUGUCUGAAACUAGGCUGAGUGAAGAGCAGAUUGCCACAGUGUGUGAAGCUGUUCUGCAAGCCCUGGCCUAUCUGCAUUCACAGGGAGUCAUCCACAGAGACAUCAAGAGCGAUUCUAUACUACUCACAUUAGACGGAAGGGUCAAGCUGUCAGACUUUGGCUUCUGUGCUCAGAUCAGCAAGGACAUCCCUAAAAGGAAAUCUUUAGUGGGAACACCCUAUUGGAUGGCUCCCGAGGUCAUCUCCAAAUCACCAUAUGGCACUGAGGUGGAUGUUUGGUCGAUGGGUAUCAUGGUGGUGGAGAUGGUGGAUGGAGAGCCCCCGUACUUCAGUGAAACCCCUGUAGCAGCUAUGAAGAGAUUGAGGGAUGAGCUGGCUCCUACUGUGCGAAAUGUCAGCCAGAUCUCCCCCGUUCUAAAGGACUUCCUGGACCGUAUGCUGACUCGGGACCCCUUUGAGCGGGCCACCGCCACUGACUUGCUGGAGCACCCCUUCCUGCUGCAGAGCGGCUCACCUCAGUGCCUGGUUCCACUGGUGGAGCAGUACCGCAAGCGCAUGUCCCGUUGCUGACCCCGUGGGGCUCCCGCUACCCAACACCCACCUUCAGUCUGACCUGAACAGGCGAGGACCAGCACCGGGGUCCAACUCUAGCACCCUAGCCAACGGGAGAUCAGCUCCAGGGAAAGUAGACCCAGACAGCAUGUUGCUGCCAGAGUGAUGGUGGCAGGAUGGCAAGUUUGGUUGACAGACACCGCAUGGUCUCAGGCAUGAGAGAAGCACUUUAGGAGUGAGAUAAAGGCAGCAUGCAGUUCCUCACCUCUCAACCGAAUAUUGAUUAGCUUACUGUUACAUUCAGUGGGAUUCAACGCAACACAACAUGGUGCAUAUCAGCUGAGAGCAAAAAUCAAUAUUCCAUGUAACUAUAUGUAAUGAACAUGCACUACUCUAAAGAUCCUUUCUAGUGUUCAUAGUGGGCAUUAUUGCUAGCAGUGUAAAGCUUAUGAAGCUGUUAGGCUCCACACCACAGUAGCUCAUUGUGACAUUAUUAAGGAAGAAUGAAGUUACCUCUGCACACUCACACUCUCUGUUGUGGAAACAUGACAACAACCUGGUCAGUACACUCUACAAACACUGACGGUAGACUAUUUGCUUGGCCAAAUGGAGGCACACCUGGCCUGAUGUGAAUGCUUGAAUAUGUACCAAACUGGGACGUGAAAGACAAUUCUCCGUUAUUAGCAUAAUAAAUGGGUAGAUGAAAGCCCAGCUGCUACUAUUGGGCUAUUGGAACAUCACCAGUACCAUAUUUCUCUUUUUCAUAUUUAUUCUUUAUUUCCAAAAGGUGUCGUGGGUUGUUUGUAUGAUGUGAAUUGCAAAUAAGGUUUCAUUAUUAAGUAUGGACUUGAAACAUACGCAGAUAAAUUAAUAAUGUAAAUACAAAUACUGAAUAUUAGGUCAUUGUACCUGCUGAUCUACUGCAGUAAAUUAUAUGAGAUGAAUUUAAAAUUCUACUUUUCUUUACUGAAAUGUGAGUGUACAGUUGUAUGUAUGUGUGCAUGUGUGUGUGUGAGCACAUGAGCACAUGGAUGUGUGUGAGGGGACAUCUCAGUGUUUGCUUCUGAUACAACCCUCUUUGUAUUGUGACGGACUUUUUAAAAAUCACAAGACGUGUGUGUUGCUCCUCCAGAAGAUGUGUAUGACUGUAUUUGCAUUUGUUUGCCUAGAUAAAGCACACAGGCCUGGCAUGUGAUGCUGCAGGACGUUCACCUGCUGAGAGACACUUUGCACAUAGUCUUUGUAUUCUGACACGGAUACAUGUUGACGUGUUUCAUGUAUUUCUAUCUCUGUGGAUCAUACAUGAAAAAGAGAAUUACACAUUUUAAUUUUGUAUAAAUCAAUAAAUGAUGCAUAUUGAUUCGGAAUUCAUAUUAUCCUGCAUUUUCCAUCACUCACACUCACUCACACACAUACAUACGCAUGCAUGAACACUGGUGUUUUCAAGUAUUUAUUAGGUAUUCAGCUUGAAUCCUACAGUACACAAUCAGUGAAUAUGUUUAAGCAAAAUACAUACACUAUUUCUUAUAAACACAUAAGCAAUAUCAAAUACAUUUAAUUCCAGACAAUAUAAAUCAUAUAUAUAUACAUAUGUGAAACAAAAAUAAUAAUUUUCAGUGACUCACAGACUGAUGAUCUCUUAAUUUAUAAAUUAUUUAAAAUAUAGAUUAGCAAAAUUGUAUGUAUGCAAUUGAACACUUAGCUUUAAAACCUCUUGAUUUUAUUGAUAAACACUGAAAAAAUGAAUGAACUGCAACAUAAGCAAAAGAUUAGUAUUUCCUCUGAAUUAAUAAAACAUAUCACCAAGCAA
Messenger RNA from Anarrhichthys ocellatus (wolf-eel), 4411 nucleotides. It is a transcript of the gene pak6, whose product is annotated as p21 (RAC1) activated kinase 6. The coding region runs from base 526 to 2619 and encodes 697 amino acids. Gene Ontology annotation, molecular function: ATP binding; protein serine/threonine kinase activity. Gene Ontology annotation, biological process: protein phosphorylation. Lineage: Eukaryota; Metazoa; Chordata; Actinopteri; Perciformes; Anarhichadidae. The transcript has 9 exons. The record is from RefSeq and is a predicted model, not a curated record.